This is a messenger RNA of Symbiodinium sp. CCMP2456, 871 nucleotides long. The record is from the annotation of a GenBank genome assembly. NCBI's taxonomy places the organism in Eukaryota, Dinophyceae, Suessiales, Symbiodiniaceae.
GCAUCUGGAAGCUGCUCCAAUGCCGGGUGGCUACAGAUGUAGCGCGAAGGGCUCCGCAGCCAAGCCAGACAGCAGUCCGGCGACUGGGGCAUCCGGGCCGGUGCUCAAGGAGAUUGGCAUUCUGUGCAGGUGUCAUGCUUACAUGUGCAUGGACAUCUACAGCAUGUCACAGUUGUACCGGCUUGGGCGGCUGCAGAAGUUCGAUGUGCAUGCAGAGCGCUGGGAGGUGGAGGUGCGUGGCGAUGGUGGCGGCACGAAGCGGCUGAAGGAGGCCAAUCUCACGGCGUUUGUUCCGCCCGUUGUAGCCCCUGGACUCACCGUGGCCGAGCUCAAGGAGCGUGGUAACGAGUGUUUCAAAGCCUCUCAGCUGGAGGAGGCAAUUGCCUUCUACUCGGCAGCAUUGGAAACGGCAGAGAAGGUGCUCUUCAACAACCGGGCGCAGUGCUUCAUAAUGCUGUGUCGGGAGAUUCAUGGCGAGGACGCUGCGAUUGGCCAAGAGGCCCGGCGCUAUGCCAUGAGAGCCAACAUGGAUGCGGCCAAGGCAAUUGAGCUCGACCCAACAAAUGGUAAGGCUUACUAUCGCCGAGGCUGUGCGGUGCUUGGCAUGGCCCCGAGUGCCAGUCGGGCCAAAGAGGCCAUGGCUGCCCUGGAGACGGCAUUGUCAGGUAGAGCAUCGGGCGGCAAGGAUGGCAUUAUUUUGCCCAACGCCAUGAGGCACGAGGUGCAGCUUGGCUGCAGCGCAGCAUCAUGCCCUCGCGUGCGUUCUCAGGGAGCUCGAAGGGCAGACCAGGCUAGAGUUCUUGCAGCGUUAGAGCCGUCACUCCGCAGACAGAGUGUGACAUCUCAGAUUCAAAUUCUGAAAGCAACAUGA